UAGAGGGAGGAGUGGCUUCCAGGUGGGCUGGGAAAAGUGAGUUUUAAUAGUUAGUUAUAGUUAUGGGGAAGAAACACAAGAAGCAUAAGGCGGAAUGGAGAUCGACAUCUGCCCCGAGUGUAACUGCUACUGGGACCGGCGGUACUGCUUACGAUGAUUAUAUGGACAAACCCUUGGAAAAGCCAUUGAAACUGGUGCUGAAAGUUGGAGGUAGUGAAGUGACUGAACUUUCAGGAUCAGGACAUGAUUCCAGUUAUUAUGAUGACCGAUCAGAUCAUGAGAGAGAGCGACAUAAGGAAAAGAAAAAGAAAAAGAAAAAAAAAUCGGAGAAAGAGAAAGAAAAGCAUCUUGAUGAUGAGGAAAGGCGGAAGAGAAAGGAAGAGAAGAAAAGAAAGAGAGAGAAGGAACAUUGUGAUACGGAGGGUGAAAUGGAUGACUUUGAUCCAGGAAAAAAAGUGGAAGUUGAGCCACCCUCUGAUCGUCCAGUCCGGGCCUGUAGAACUCAACCCACAGAAAAUGAGAGCACUCCUAUUCAGCAAUUAUUGGAACAUUUCCUUCGUCAGUUACAAAGGAAGGAUCCUCAUGGUUUUUUUGCUUUUCCAGUCACGGAUGCUAUUGCUCCUGGCUAUUCCAUGAUAAUAAAACAUCCUAUGGAUUUUGGUACCAUGAAAGAAAAAAUUGCAGCAAAUGAGUACAAAUCAGUAACAGAAUUCAAGGCAGAUUUUAAACUGAUGUGUGACAAUGCAAUGACUUACAACAGACCAGAUACUGUGUAUUACAAACUGGCUAAAAAGAUUCUUCAUGCUGGCUUUAAGAUGAUGAGCAAACAGGCAGCUCUUUUGGGCGAUGAAGAUCCAGCUGUUGAAGAUCCAGUGCCCGAAGUUGUUCCUGUGCAUGUAGAGACUACCAAGAAAUCCAAAAAGCCAAGUAAAGAAGUUAUUAGCUGUAUAUUUGAACCAGAAGGAAAUGCAUGCAGUCUGACAGACAGUACAGCUGAAGAACAUGUCCUGGCCUUGGUAGAGCACGCAGCAGACGAAGCACGGGAUCGGAUCAACCAGUGUCUCCCAAACAGCAAGAUAGGUUACCUGAAAAAGAAUACUGAUGGAUCUUUGAUCUUCAGUGUCCUCAAUCCAUCAGAUCCUGAAACAGAAGAGGAGGAAAGCCAUCCAGUGGAUCUGAGCUCUCUGUCUAGCAAAUUAUUACCGGGUUUUACAGCAUUAGGUUUUAAAGAUGAAAGAAGGCACAAAGUUACAUUUCUUUCAAGUGCUAAUACGGUGGUUUCAAUGCAAAACCACUCUAUCUUUCAUGACCUGAAAAUGGAUGAAAUGGAGCUGCUAUAUUCAGCAUAUGGAGAUGAGACUGGGAUUCAGUGUGCUUUAAGUCUUCAAGAAUUUGUGAAAGAUUCUGGAAGCUAUAGUAAAAAAAUAGUAGAUGAUUUGCUGGAUCAGAUCACUGGUGGAGAUCAUUCCAAGUCUAUUUAUCAACUGAAACAGAGAAGAAACAUUCCAAUGAAGCCACCAGAUGAUCUCAAAGUUCCGUCAGUCCUCAUAAAAGAAGAACAUAAGUUAUGUAAUACUUGCCCAGAUGACUCCAAGCAAAAUAUGAUUGGAGAAUCCAUUGGAGAUAAUAAUAGUUCUGUUUUGGACUUUUUAUCUAUGAAAACUUAUUCAGAUAUGUCUCUUGAUAUAUCCAUGUUGAGUUCAUUAGGUAAAGUAAAGAAAGAAGUUGAUCAUGAUGACAAUCAUUUACACUUGGAUGAAACAACUAAAUUAUUACAGGACCUUCAUGAGGUACAGACUGACAGAAUAGGAUCCAGGCCUUCCUCCAACCUUAGUUCCCUCUCUAAUGCUUCUGAAAGGGAACAACAUCACCUAGGAAGCCCAUCUCACCUAAGUAUAGGAGAACAGCAAGAUAUGGUCCACGACCCCUAUGAAUUUCUUCAAUCUCCAGAAUCUACAAAUGCCAAUAAUUAAUCUCAGAUACACCGUACAUAUUAACUGUCUAACAGUUAAUAGAAUCCUAUGAAACAGUACGCAUUUCAACCCCAACCUUCAGAUAAGAAUUAAUGUUUAGUAGCAUGUAUACAUUUUACUUGGUUAAAAAAUGUCAUGGUAUUUGUACCAUCAAGAAACUGUAUUUUAGCAGUAUGUGCAAUGGACCUGAAGGAGUUACAAAUUAUGUACUUGUUUAAUUUUAUAAAAAAUGGCUAACCAGCUGUUUAUCAUGCUUUUAAUUGUUAGGCAUACUUGGUGUACAAGUGUGGCUAUAUAGAAAAUUUGUUAGGAUAAAUUUAUUUCAAUUGUAAUACAAGUUUUAGAAAUAGAAUAGUUUUCGUAUUUUCCCUCCUGUCAGUUUUUCAUUGUCAAGAUGGCUUGAUGAAAAGAAAGUUAUUGAGUCUUCAUUGGGAAUGAAAAACAAAGUUCUUUUUAGAACUUUUUAAAAUUAAGUGUUUGAAAUUUGAUAUGAAUGAUUGAAUGAUUUUUAGAAUCAUUCGGAAACCACAAUAAUACAUUCAUUAACAUAUUCCAAAUAUUAAUAAAUGUGUACUUGUAUUCUGAAAUUUCCAGUUGAUAAUUUGUCAGCUAGUUCGUAAUUUGUCAUCUUGAAUUAAUUAUGAUGCGCUAUAUAUGCACCAGUUUAAGAUUGUAGUUUUAAGAUUCCUAUAGUAGGGGUCGCAAACGUGUGACCUAAGAGCUGCAUGCAGGUUGCUGAAUUCUUUUGUAUAGCCUGCAUUAACUCAUCAUGAAGCAUUGUUUGCUUCUCCGCUCUUUUUUUUGUCCUGGAAGGCCCCAGCUUUCUACCAUUAUCCUGCUUUGCAGGGUUUCUUUCUGCAGGUUGAGACAGCAUUUUUGUAAGAUUAACUCUCAUGUGCAGCUAUGAUGGCACUGGUGAUGAUUCUAGAUAUUGGUUAGGGUAAUCACAUGGAGAGCCAGAGAGUGCAUGUCAAUGCAGUGUGUUUGUCCACAGAACAACAUAGUGGCUGAGGUAUGCAACAAUAUGCAGGUUAAAUGGGGAAGAUCAAAAUGCAUCAGCUUCAUUUUCUCUUGCUACAAGAACUCAUGACUAAACAAUCUUUUACUGUUUUACAAUAAGUAGCAAAUUUCUGCUUCUGUAAAGAUGAGUAAUAUUUUAAUUUAAUUUUAAUAAUUAUUAAUAUAUUUCAUUUAUUAUUUAAUAAUGCAUUUUAAUAUUUGUUGUCUUUCUUCCUUUUUAAAUAUGUGGCCUAAACUCAGUGCAUUUUAUAUAAGAUACUCCUCAUAUUCAUUUUGUUUGCGAUCCUUCCCUUAGAAUACAGAUAAUGCUUUUUUAUUGACAUUAAUUAGGACAGAGAUUCUGUUUGCUAAUCAAUACUGGUAUAACACAAUAUCAAGUAACUGCUAAGUUACGAUGGCAGUUCCAGCAAUUCCAUUUGCCCUUGUUAAGCAAAUUCAAAUUCAAUCAUCACUGCAAUUCCUAUUAAAUCAUUGCUUUUUGCAACUUUCUUCCUGUUUCUCCAUUGACUCUUUGUUCAAUGAAUCAGAAAAGAGCUGGAAAGGACCUUGGAGGUCUUCAUGUCAAACCCUCUGUUCAAACAGGAGACUCUAUACCAUUUCAUACAGGUGAUUGUCCAGUCUUUUCUAAAAACCUCCAGUGAUGAAGCAUCUACAACUUCUGACGGCAAGCUGUUCCAUUGGUUAAUUAUCCUCACUGUUUCUCCAUAAUUCCAAGUUGCUUCUUUGGUUGAUUAGUUUCCAUCCAUUGUUUCUUGUCUUGCCUUUUCUGCUUUGGAAAAUAAGUUGACCCCCCUCUUCUUUGUAGCAGCCCUUCAAAUACUGGAAUACUGCUAUCAUGUCCCCCCAGUCCUUCUUUUCUCUAGACUAGCCAUACUCAAUUCCUGUAACAAUUCUUCAUAAUUUUUGUCUUAAUCAUCUUAGUUGUUCUUCUUUGCACUUUUUCCAAAGUCUCUACAUCUUUUUAAUAAUGUGUUGACCAAAACUGGGUGCAGUAUUCCAGGUGUGGUCUUACUAACAAUUUAUAAAGUUGUACUAAUAGUUCAUGUGAUUUUGAUUCUAUGCCUCUGUUUAUACAACCAAGGAUUGUAUUAGCUUUCUUGGCUCCUGCACACACUGCUGACUGAUGUCCAAGUGAUUGUUCACUAGGACUCCAAGGUCCCUUUCACAGUUAAUGUUUUUGAGCCAGGUUUUGCCUAAUCUGUACUUGUAUUUUUGGGUUUUCCUGCCUAGGUGUUGGAACCUGGCACUGAAGGUUGCCAAUAGUAAUUGUGACUGUUGAGAUGCUGUGAUGUGUAAUUGCAUUCUGAUUGCUAAGCAUCUGAAUUACAAUCUCAUGCCCUCAGGGGCCAAUCAUAAGUACCCCUUACGUAUUUAGUACUGUCAUAAUUUUAGACAAUCACUGAAUAAGGAGUACUUGUAUGAAUAAGGAGUACUUGUAUGAAAUAUGAAAUAUACGUAUGAAAUAUUGUAAAAUAAGGAGUACUUUUAUGAAAUAUGAAAUAUACGUAUGAAAUAUUGUAAAAUAAGGAGUACUUUUAUGAAGUUUUCACUCGGGCUGUAAAUGUUUAGGACAGAUGUGUUUACUUAUUAACAGUGUGGGAUUGGACACCCUAUAAAUUCAUUGAAUUCAUGGCAGACUUUGUUGGAGUUUCAGGGUUUCAUGUUGGACAAGAGAUCAUUGGGAUAGAAUUGAGUUGCUGAAUUUUUAAGAGGUGAGAGAAAUUGGAAUAAGGGAGCAGGCCUGAUCAUUCCAAUGGUAUGGUGAGAACUUUGUAUUUGGUAAGCCUCUUGGAGUCAUUUAAAAUAUGUUGGACAGCCAUAUAAAUUGUCUUAAAAAAAUAAAAAAAAUUAAGGGCAGUUCCUCUCUCCAGCACAUGGCUUCCAUCUUCAAUACUAGCAUUUGGAUCCGUAAUGACUUCGUAUUUCUGCUGUUGUUUUUUAGUGUCAGAUUGGUGUGUAAUAAUAUUGCCCUCAUCCAUGAAUUCAUGAGGGCAGCAUGCUAACCUAGCAUGCCUUACUGUAUUUCUUUGGGCCCAGAGGAGUCUUCUCUUGGAAAUGUGCCCUUUCAGGUUUGGAGUUCUGAAACAGUUGAGUCUGUGCAGGGGAGAAAGGGAAGUCAUUUUAAUCUUUGAGUCAGACAGGCUUUCAGAGACUCCGCUUCAAAGAUAAUUAAAUGUGGAUAGUGUCAUUGAAGUUGGGAUUAAGAAAACAAUUGGGAUUGCUUUGGUGUACUGCCAUACCUACUGCUUGGUAGCAUCCUGCCUGAGUUGCUAUAUUCUGUUGCCAAGUUGGCAAUAGAUAAAAUAAUAAUAUUGGUCUUAUUAACUUACUGAUACUAUUGACAGUACUCUUCUGAGCCAGCUCUGUGGGCUGGGAUUUGGACACUUUUUUACAUAUAAUAUUCUCCCAUACCAUUUACACAUAACAUCUAUACUUGACACACAAGCAUGCAAACUUGCUUUUAUGUCAUAGGAUAUUUUAUGAUCAUCACUGGUUCCGCAUAGACUGACUAUAAAAAUUUCAUGGCAAACUCAGAAGUUUUGAUUCCCCAGUUCUUUAACCCUCAGCACAAAGAUUUGCUUACACAAUUAGCUAAUGGCAGUGAAGAGUUAGAAAUCAUAUAUAUCAAGAGCUACACCCUGAGGAACACAGAAAUCAUGUUCCAGGGUUUAAAUCUUAGGCUUUCCCAUCUUUUCAAGUCAAUAAUUGUCUUAAGUGGUAAAAGACAUACAGGUAUGACUCAAAUAGAUUAGAACCUUUAUUGCAAGCAAGAAUAAAGCAUGAUGUCUAUAGAGAUUCUCAGUCAUCCAGGUCAUGGUUUUUUCAGAUGUGCUUUUUCAAGAGGCAACUGGACUUUCUUGUUUUUCUUUGAAGAUGUUUCACUUCUCACCCAAGAAGCUUCUCACACAAAGAAGACACAAACUGAGCAAUGUGAUAUAUGCAGUACAGUGUAGUGAGACAUGUGCUGUUCUGUAUAUUGGGAAAACAAAACAACCACUUCAUAAACACAUGGCUCAAUAGAGGAGAACAAACUCAUCACAGCAAGAUUCAGCAACCCUUCUGAACACUACUCAGCUGAACCUGAAACUUCCAGACUCUUGAGUUGCUGAGAUAGUUCCCCACCACUCAUUUGAAUUCCUGAUUUGUCAUACUGUGUCAUUUGUUUGCUGCCCCUCUGUUGGGUUCUUGUGCUGCUGGGCUGGGUCAUUGGUUCACCAUCCUUCAGCUAGGCUCCCAGGUGGGCUCCUGGAUUGGUUUGCUGAUUCAUUGCUCCUCAUCUCUGCCUCUCAGUUGGGUUCCUAAGCUGCUGGGCUGGGUUACUUGUCUGCUGUGUUGGGCUGCCUAACUGAGUUGCUGGUUUGCCAUCUCUCAGCUGGCCUCCUGCUGCCUUGAAUCUCCGGUCUCCUGGACUGCCAAGCUGGGUUGAUGGUUCACCAGGCAGCCUCUCACUUUGACUGCCACUAACUGCCUUGAAUCUCCAAGUCUCCAGCUGCCUCAAAUUUCUAAGCUGCUGAGCAGGGUCACUUGAUAGCCUCUCAGGUGGGCCACUACAAGCUUCUUCUCAGCGUGCAGCAAAUCAGUUUGCCAUUGUUUUGCUGUUAUUUUCCACCUCCCCAAACUUUUCUUCUUCUUUUCCCUUCUCCCAUCUCUUUUUAUCUUCCUGAUCCCUUUUCUCAUAGAGAAUUACAGAGAUGGAAGGGAUCUAGGAGGUCUUCAAGUCCAACCCCUGCUUAGGCAGGAAACCCUAUAUCAUUUCAGACAAAUGGUUGUCCAAUCUCUUCUUUAAAACUUCCAGUGUUGGAGCAUUCACAACUUUUGGAGGCAAGUUGUUCCAUUGAUUAAUUGUUCUAAUUGUCAGGAAAUUUCUUCUUGGUUCUAAGUUGUUUCUCUCCUUGACUAGUUUCCAUCCAUUGCUUCUUGUCCUGCCCUCAGGUACUUUGAAAAAUGACUGUCUCUUCUUUGUGGCAACCCCUGAGAUAUUGGACCCCCUGAGAUAUUGAAACACUGCUAUCUUAUCAUCCCUAGUCCUUCUUUUCAUUAAACUAAACAUACCCAAUUCCAGCAACCAUUCUUUAUGUUUUUGCCUUCAGUCCCCUAAUUACCUUUGCUGCUCUUCUCUGCACUCUUUCUAGAGUCUCAACAUUUUUUUACAUUGUGGCAAUCAAAACUGGAUGCAGUAUUCCAAGUGUGGCCUUACCAAGGCAUUAUAAAGUGGUAUUAACACUUCACCUGAUCUUGAUUCUACCCUCUGUUAAUGCAGCCUAGAACUGUGUUGUCUUUUUUUGGCAGCUCUAGCAUACUGCUGGCUCAUAUUUAAAUGAUUGCCCACUAGGACUCCAAGUUACUACUAUUGAGUGAGGUACCACGUAUACUGUACCUGUAUAUUUUGUUUUUCUUGCCUGUGCAUUUUAUUAGAUAGUGCCCAAUGUUCAGGUUUGUCAAGAUCCUUCUCUAUCUUAAGCCUAUCUUUUGGAGUGUUGGUUAUUCCUGCCAGGUUGGUGUUGUCUUCAAAUUUGAUGAGUUACCCAUCUAUCCCUUUAUCAAAUCAUUGAUGAAGAUGUUGAAGACUACUGGGUCUAAAAUAGUGGCUUGGAGUUCCCCACUGCAUAUUUCUUUCCAUGUAGAUGUAAUUCCGUUGAGGACUACACACUGAGUGCAGAUGCCCAGCCAGUUAUGAAUCCAUCUGGUGAUGCUGUCUAACCCACAUUUUUCUAUCUUAUAACGUAGUAGGUUAUGCUGUACUUUAUGAAAUGCCUUACUGAUGUCCAUGUAAAUUAUAUCCACAGCAUUCCUCUAGUCCAAUAACUUUGUCACUUUGUCAAAGAAUGCAAUAAGAUGUAUAUGCAUGAUCUGUUUUUGAAAAACCCAUGUUGGCUUUUGGUUAUUAUUUUGUUUGACUCUUAAGUGUUUGCUAAUCCAUUGCUUGAUUAUUUUUUCCAGACACUUCCCAGGUAUUGUGGUCAGGCUGAUAGAUCUGUAGUUUCCUGGAUCUAUUUUUUUUCUCUUUGGAAGAUGGAAACUACUUCAGCUCUUUUCCAGUCCUCUAGCAAUUUCCCGUCUACCUUCUCUCUAUCUUCCUGCUCUCUUUUCUUCUCUUUCCUCAUACCUUUCCUUCUUAGUUUAAUAACUUUUUCUCACGGUGCUUCAAUAAUACCUCCUCCAUUGCUGCCAUCUCAGAACAAAUCUUCAAAAACAUUGUAGGACCUUUGAGGUAGAGUGAAUAUGUCAUAUUACAAUUUACCAUAAUGCAGGAAAGAUAACUGAAUAACGUCAGAUUAGUCUUUUAAACUUUAAAAGAGCUAGCUUCAAUAAACUAAGAUAGAAAGGAUUCCAUUGAUGAAAUUUUUAAGAAGGAAAAACAGUGCAGGAUGCUUGGAUGCUCUGAAAAACAAGAUAAUAAAGAGCACACAAUAACAAUACCACAGAGAAAGAAAAAUAAAAGAAUCCAAAGAAUCCAUCCUGGUCUCAACAAUGCUCCAAUUUCAUUUGUCUCAGGGUCUUCUACUUGAGCAGGGGGUUGGACUAGAAGUCCUCCAAGCUCCCUUCCAAUUCUGUUAUUCUGUUGCAUAGAGUUCUUUGACAAAAUGAAGGACAAAAAGGACAAGCAUAAAAGUGGAACAAGGGGCAUAUAACUAGAGCAAGCUGCCAGAAAAAAAGCCCAAAUGUGCAAUGAUCAAGUCAGAAUGGCUAAAACUCAGAAUGAACUAUUAAAUGCCAAAAUAACAACAACAAAGUUUCUUUCAAUAUGUAAGGAACAAGAAAAAUGUCAAGGAAAAGAUCAAUCUACUAAUGGAAAAUGAUAGCAAGAAGGUGACAGGCAGCAGGGAGAAAGCCGAAUUGCUUAACUCCUUCUUUGCAUUUGUCUUCACCCAAAAGGGAAAGAAAAUAGCUCUACCUAUCAAAAGCAGCAUGAUUGGAAAAGGUCAGUUUACAUUCCAAUUCCAAUUUACAAUUCCAAUUUCCAGUUUACAAUUUACAUUCCAAUUCCAAAGAAAGGCAAUACCAAAGAAUGGUCAAAUUAUUGCACUAUUUCACUCAUUUCACAUGCUAGUAAAGUUAUGCUUAAAAUCCUACAAGCUGGCUUCAGCAGUAUGUGGAUCGAGAACUACCAGAAGUACAGGCGGGAUUUCGAAGAGGCAGAGGAACUAGAGAUCAAACUGCCAACAUGCACUGGAUCAUGGAGAAAGCUAGGGAGUUCCAGAAAAACAUCUGCUUCUGUUUCAUUCAUUAUGUUAAAACAUUAAGUGUGGAUCACAACAAAUUGUGGCAAGUUCUCAAAAAGAUGAGAAUACCAGACCAUCUUAUUUGUCUCUUGAGAAACCUAUAUAUGGGUCAAGAAGCAACAGUGAGAACUGGACAUGAAACCACUGAUUGAUUCAAAAUUGGGAAAGGAGUCCAGCAAGGCUGUAUACUGUUGGCCUGCCUAUUUAACUUAUAUGCAGAGCACUUCAUAAGAAAGGCAGAGAUAAUGAAUCAAAAAUUGGAAUUAAGAUUGCAGAGAGAAAUAACAACUUCAGAUAUGUAAAUGAUACUAUUCUAAUGGCAGAAAGUGAAGAGGAACUAAAAAGCUUCUUGAUGCGGGUGAAGACGGACAGUGCAAAAGUUGGCUUGAAACUCAACAUUAAGAAAACUAAGAUCAUGGGAUCCCGCCCUCUCAAUUCCUGGCAAAUAGAUGGAGAAGAAAUGGAGGUAGUGACAGAUUUUAUUUUCCUGGGUUCCAAGACCAUCGCAGAUGGGAACUGGAGCCAAAAAUUAAAAGACGCUUGCUCCUGGGGAGGAAAGCUAUGGCAAAUCUAGAUAGCUUACUAAAAAGCAGAGACAUCACCCUGCUAACAAAAGUGUGUAUAGUCAAGGCUAUGGUUUUCCCAGUUGUAAUGUAUGGCUGUGAAAGUUGGACCAUAAGAAAGGCUGAGGCCUUUGAACUCUGAUGCUGGAGAAGAUUCCUACGAGUCCCUUGGACUGCAAGGCAAACGAACAAGUCAGUCCUAUAGGAGAUCAAUCCUGACUGCUCUUUAGAAGGCCAGAUCCUGAAGAUGAAACUCAAAUACUUUGGCCAUCUAAUGAGAAGAGCCUAAUGGUGGAAAAGAUUGAGGGCAAAAGAAGAAUGGGACAACAGAGAAUGAGGUGGCUGGCUGGAGUCACUAAAGCAGUAGGCAUGAGCUUAAAUGGAUUCCGGGGGAUGGUAGAGGACAAGCAGGCCUAGAGGAAUGUUGUCCAUGAGUUCACAAUGAGUUGGACAUGACUUCGAAACUAACAACAACGAAUCAAAAGCAGCACAAUAAAAGACAGAACAGGAAUGCAGAUAAAAAUAGGCAAGGAAUUAAUAAGAACAUCUAUGUGUUUUGGAGAAGUUCAAAUCUCCAGGACCAAAUGAUUUAUCUCCCAGGGAAUUGUAGGAGUUGGCAGAUAGGAUUUCAGAACUACUUAAUGAAAUCUUUCAGAACUCCUGAAGCACCAGAGAACUGUCAGAGGACUGGAAAAGAGCUAAUGUAGUUCUUCAAAAAGGGUAAAAAAGGUGGAUGUAGGAAAUUAUCCCCUUGACAUCAAUACCUGAGAAAAUCCUGGAAAAGUUAAUCAAGCAGUGGAUUUGUGAACAUCUAGAAAUGGACAAGGUGAUUACUGGAAGCAGCAUGGAUUUAUUAAAAAUAGGUCAUGCUAGAAAAACUUUAUUGCUUUCUUUGAUAAAGUGACUAAUAAGUCGGUGAAAUGCUGUAGAUAUAGUAUAAUAUGACAUCGUACCAACAGCAGAUGGAUUUGCUAUUGGCUGACCAACUGCUCUCGGCAUGUAGUCCUUAGAUCUGUAUCUGUGUGGAGGAAGCAUGCAGUGGGCUGCCUCCAGAAACUUUCUUGGGCCUGGUGCUUUUUAACAUUUUCAUAAGUCACUUCCAGUAAAAAGAUAGCCAACUGACAACACACCCAGAAAAGGACCCCUGAAGGACUUUUCCCCUGAACUGUAGAUUUUCAACAUACCAACAGAAGGAACUAGCAUUCCUUUAGUUUACAUGAUUCUCCUGGGUUAGGGAAAGUCCUAGAAUUAUCCCAUAAGUUCCUCCAAUACAGCAAAGGUCUGUAAGUAGUUUAAGGAGCCAGAAUGGGACAAUUCUUCAUGGCCAUAUGACGUCUGGCGACGCCCAGGGGAAGGGCCUUCUCUGUGGGGACUCCCACCCUCUGGAAUGAACUGCCCCCAGGACUUCGUCAGCUUCCGGACCUUCGGACCUUCCGCCGCGAGCUUAAAACAUACCUAUUUAAUUGCGCAGGACUGAGUUAGUUUUUAGUUUGUGGGUUUUAACUUGGGUUUUAAUUUUUUAUAUUUUUAAUUAUUAGGCUUUUGAAUAAGUUUUUUAAUUGUUUUUAGAAUUGUAUUUAUUGCUUUUAAAUGCCUGUAAACCGCCCUGAGUCCUUUGGGAGAUAGGGCGGUAUAUAAAUAUAAACAAUAAAAUAAAUAAAUAAAUAAAUUACCCAUUUUACCCCAGAUUUUCUAUUAUGGCUGACCCAUCACAGCCUAUUGUCAACGGCUGGUCCUCCACCGGUGAUAUAUUACCACCACAACUUCUCCGCUGCUUCUCCGAGGUUGCUAAUUGUGGCUGUGGCACAAUUGUGGCUGUGGCAUCGUGACCCAAAUCUUCACAGCCAAUUCCCUCCCACAUCUGGGAUGAAAUAGUUAGAGUCAUGUAGCCAUGAAGAAAUGUCCAAGACCCUUCUGGAGCUGUGCGUCAAAGCAGGAGAUGUGCAGACAGCUUCGGGGUGGGAGUGGGGGGGCUACAAUCAGUUCAUUAUUGAAGAAGCAGCCAUUUUGGAAUUUAGUUUUCAAAUGGACAAUAAGUUGUGCCUUUCAUUUCUUAAUCAUUUUUAAAGCGUAUUAAUCUUUAUUAAGCUAAAAGCCUGUUUUUUAGUCUCAGUCUGUUAUUUCCUUUUGAAGAUCUGUGCCAUUUUGGGGGUUUCUUCGUUGUUAAACAGCAAGGAAGAAGGCUGCUGAAUAAGGAAGUGUGGAGUAUCUUUUUUAAAAGAAAGUUUGAUGGAGAAAUAUAAGACAGAAAGUUGUAGCUCUAGUUUAAUUUUGUAGCUUGGUCUGCUUUGCUGUGGGUGGCUUAAACUUUCCAAUUUUUAUUAAUCCUGAUUGGCCAGCAAUUCUUUAGUGACCUACAAAAAAGCUACUCUUUGACUAAAGAGGAAGUUAAGACUGAGGAGCAAAUUAUUAGAGAUGUAUUUUAAAAAUCUUUAAAUAAAAUCCAUCAGUUCAUAGAUCCGCUAUGCUUCAAGGAUGUUAAAAAAAUCUUCUCAAACUACUUGAGAUGCAGAUAUGGGUGGAAAGUUACAAAAUCACUGAGGCAAUUUCAUAAAUACCUAACAAAGCAGAGGAUCAAUUGCAAUUUUAAAAUAUAAACCUGACACCAAUUUUUAUUAUUAUGGUUUAAAUAUACCUUAAAACCUCCCAACACAAUUGAAAGAAGAGUCCAAGAAAAUAUGCAACUUUUAAAAGAACAAGUUUGGGACUUUUUUCCUCAAGGACAAUAUCAAAGUUGAGAAAUCCUUGAGAAAAAGAGAAGCUUAUAACUGCUUAACAAACAUUCCAGAGGAAAAAAAGAUUUUAUUCCAUGAAGACAAGCUGGAAAGCGUACUUAAGAGUCAAUUGGAAUUAGGAUGGAUUUUUUUUGGUCUGAUAUUUGUAAUUGACAGAAAGUCUUAAUCUAAAGUUUGAAAAUGUAUUUGUUCUUUCAUAUAUAAUGCUUAACUAAUUCAUAAAGUUGUAAAAUAUUAUUGAAAGUGUAUUUGAAAGUAUGUUAAGAGAAAGUUAAAGAAAAAGAUGUAUUAGCUUAAAGAAAACUUUAGAGUUUUAAAAAGGAUGUAUACAAGAAGAAAAAAUAUUCUAUGAGGGUACUUGGAGGGAGUGAUAUAAAUGUAAUGAGUUAAUUGGAGUUAGUUAGAAUUUGAUUGAAAGUGAACUUUAAAGUAUAUAUGUUAAGAAGAAGCUAAAAAAUGUAUUGGAAUGUUUUGAUUUUAGAAAUGUUUGGUGCUUUAAAAUGGAUGAAAAAAAAAUUUCCUUUAAAAUUAAAAGAAUCUGAAAGAAUACAGUGAAUUCUGUUAAUAUAAAUGGUGAUAGCUUAUAAAAAAUAUUAAGUGCAAAUAGAAAUACAUACUAUUUCUACAGCUAGGAAAAUAAACCAGAAAUGAUUAAAUUGAUUGUUUUAUUCAAAGAGAAUAUUUAAUUAUGUUUUUUUAUUUGAAUGUCCCAUUUGGAUUUUGGGCUUGUGAUGAAAAAAAUGAAACGUUGACUUUGGCUUUGCUGAUUAGAUAAAUUUGUUGUUAUAGAAAUGGCUAGUGAUAUAUACUAAUGUGUAAAUGUAAAAAAAUGAGGUUGUAAUGUUAUCUUGUACUGUGUUAAAAAGAGUUGGAAGUCAACACUUUUUUCUUUCUGCCUUUGUACCUCAUAUUUCCCCCCACUUCCCUUAAUUUCCUAUUUUUUAGUUUUCUUUGUAUUUUAUACAUUGAUAAAACAAUAAAAGUCAUGAGAUAAAAA
This is a messenger RNA of Ahaetulla prasina, 13512 nucleotides long. It is a transcript of the gene BRD9, whose product is annotated as bromodomain containing 9. Gene Ontology annotation, cellular component: nucleus. The transcript has 17 exons. The coding region runs from base 63 to 1973 and encodes 636 amino acids. Lineage: Eukaryota; Metazoa; Chordata; Lepidosauria; Squamata; Colubridae. The record is from RefSeq and is a predicted model, not a curated record. Gene Ontology annotation, biological process: regulation of transcription by RNA polymerase II.